ACUAGGAAUAAGUUGUUAAAUUCUAACAACUGUAAUUUAUCAACAAGGCUGAAAGUUUUGCUCGAGGUGUCAGUAGGCAAAAAAGACCAGAAAAUUAAGACCCAUUCUGUGUGUGUUUCAUGAAAUGAAUCCUAGUAAGUGUAGCUACAUGGGUUAUAUUUAUGCACUGAAGGGAGAUGAAAUGGUUAACAGAGGAGUAUUCAUAAUCUCUCUGCAUUUGUGCUCCUCCUCUCUCUCUCAUACACUCAGAGAACCAGGAAGUAACUCCUCAUUUCAGAGAAAACAAAACUGAUCUCUGUGUGUGUGUGUGUGUGUGUGUGUGAGUGCAGGAAAAUGGCAGAAGCCAGUAUUUCAGCAGAUCAAUUUUCAGUGGACCAGUUCAGCUGUCCAGUCUGUCUGGAUCUCCUGAAGGAUCCGGUGGCUAUCCCCUGUGGUCACAGUUUCUGUAAGUUGUGUAUUAAUGGCUGCUGGGAUCAGGAGGAUCAGAAGGGCGUCUACAGCUGUCCUCAGUGCAGACACACUUUCACUCCGAGGCCUGUUCUACGCAGAAACAACAUGCUGGCUGAAGUGGUGGAGAAACUGAAGAAGACUGAACUUCAAGCUGCUUCUCCUGCUCACUGUUACGCUGGACCUGGAGACGUGGAGUGUGAUUUCUGCACAGGGAGAAAAUACAAAGCCGUCAAGUCCUGUCUGAUGUGUCUGGCUUCUCUUUGUGAAAUUCAUCUGAAACCUCACCUAGAACUUCCUGCUUUGAAAAAACACACAUUAAUUGAAGCCUCAGCAAAACUACAAGAGAAGAUCUGCUCUCAACAUAACAAGCUGAUUGAGAUCUACUGUCGUACUGAUCAAACCUGCAUCUGUUAUUUGUGUACGAUGGAUAAUCACAAAGGACACGACACCGUCACAGCCACAGCAGAAAGAGCUGAGAAACAGAGUGAGUUAAAGCAGGAGCAGAUGAAAUCCCAGCAGAGAAUCCAGGAGAAGCAGAAGAAGGUGCAGGAGCUGAAACAGGCUGUGAACACUAUAAAGCUCAGUGCACAGACAGCAGUGGAGGACAGUGAGAGGAUCUUUACUGAGCUGAUCAGCUCCAUGGAGAAAAAGCGCUCGGAGGUGACGGAGCUGAUCAGAGCUCAGGAGAAGACUGAACUGAGUCGAGCUGAACGACUCCUGGAGCAAGUGGAGCAGGAGAUUGCUGAUCUUCAGAGGAGAGUCACUGAGCUGGAGCAGCUUUCACACACACACGAUCACAUCCAUUUCCUCCAGGCUUUAGCUUCUGGACGUCGGUCUCCCUCACUUAAAAGACCAGAUUUUCACACAUCCAGCAUCACUGUCCAUCAACAUCUCUCAUUUGAUGGAGUGAGGAAUUCUCUCUCAGAUCUGAAGAAGAGACUCGAGGAAUUCUGUGAAGAGGAAAUUAACAAAAUCCCUCCACAUGCUGCAGCAGUUCAGAUCAUUUCAAUACCAGAGCCACAGAGCAGAGAAGAUUUUCUGAAAUAUUUCUGUUAUCUGACUCUGGAUCCCAACACAGUACAUCGUAAACUCAUUCUGUCUGAGAAGAACAGAGCGGUGAGAUACAGUGAGAGAGAGCAGCAGUACUCUGAUCAUCCAGAGAGAUUUGCCUCCUACUGUCAGGUGUUGUGUAAGGAGAGUGUGUGUGGACGCUGUUACUGGGAGGUGGACUGGAGCAGUGAUGGUGGUGUGUUCAUUUCAGUCUCAUAUAAAGACAUCAGCAGAAAAGGACGGGGUAAUGAGUGUGUGUUUGGAUACAACAAUCAGUCCUGGAGUCUGCGGUGUUCUUCUUCUUCUUCUCUCUGUUUCUGUCACAACAACAUUGAGACUGAUCUCAGAGUUCCAUCAUCCUCCAGAAUAGGAGUGUAUGUGGAUCACAGUGCAGGAACUCUGUCCUACUACAGCGUCUCUGACACGAUGAAGCUCCUCCACAGAGUCCACACCACAUUCACUCAGCCUCUGUACGCUGGAUUUGGGUUCUACUCAUUUUCUGCUGUGAAAUUGUGUGAUCCAAAAUAAAGUGUGUAGUGUUUUAUGUAAAAUUUCUGCACAUUGUCACAUUGUUGCUCAGUCAUCUGUCUCACUAGCACACAAUCCAUCUGCACAAAAACACAGUCACUCCUGUGUGUUUAUUGGGACUGAUGAUUUCAAUGGUGUCUUUUACCAUUGUGGUUCUUAUUUAUGUAUGUAACCUUGGGUACAUUUGGAUUACUAAAGAUAUUACUGAUUAACAUUAUAUUUGAUUAAUAUCCAUGUACAUGUUUUAAUAGGACACAUACAAGGUUUGCGUUUGUAUGUAACUGCACUUUAAGAGCGAGAACCUUUUAUAUUGUUUGUAUGCAAAUAUGGUUAAGAAAGCAAUCCCUAUCUGAUUGGCUGUAAAAGUUAUAGUCCCGCCUCCCUACUGGAAGAAGGAUUCUUAUUGGAUGGUUGAUUUAUCAUUCAGGGGGAGAACAGGUGAAGCAGCAGACUCUUUAGCAAAGUUGUUAUUUUGUUUGUAUGCUGGGAGUUUUCAGCAGUGUGACGACCCAUGCGUUAUGUGCGUCCUCCGUGGGUUGAAUUGUGCAAUGGCUCCGCCUUCCAACUGAUUGUUCCUGGAUGGGAUCAUUGAGGACACCUGCUGUUGGUUUCCUGCCCUACCUUUUAAAAAGCAGUAUGGCAAUUGGCCAGGAGCGAGCUGCACUAUGGACUUGGUUUCAUUUGGGUUUCGUUUAAUCUUGUUUACUUUAUACAUCCAACACUGCUAUGGUCCAUUACACUUUCAUGCAUACACCUAACUUUACACUACUGAUUCCUGACUAGUUCAUGUUACGUUGUUUCUUUUUUGUAUAGUUUUCUUCUGUUAAUAAAUUUUGUACAUUAUUUGCACUUUCUUGUGUGUCCCCGUUUUUGUUACGUCCUUCUUGAGCCAUGGGGGCGUAACAAGUGGGGGCUCGUCCUCUUCAGAAUUUGUUCGAUAGUGUAAGAAUGAUUGAAAUAUUUGAAAAAUUCAUUCGUUUCGUUGUGUUUCGUUUUGGAUUUCAUUCAUUCGUUUGAACACAGUUCGUUUGUUCGUGACGUUUUGAGGGAAAUCCUGUUUGAAUAGUUUGACGUCACGUUGCAAUUUAGUCAUGUGUUGGGGGACACCUGAAAGUGAUUAGUGCAGUUGGUUGCCGUGUGAAGUCGCAGAUGGGUAAGUAACUCUUGUGCAAAUUUUUUGUUUUACUUGGAGUUUUUCCCGGUUAGAUUUAGCGACUUGGUUCCUUUGAGACAUGUCGUUUUGUUGUUUUUGUAGUGUUGUGGUGAAAGCGGGUAGUAGCGGUUGUCUCGGGAGCACUUCCAUGGUGUUGUGAAUUGGUGCUGGUUUAAUCGGUUGCAGUUUCACCCAUUGGGUUCAUGCGCUUAAUUUCCCCCCGCCGGUAACUGCAUGAAGAUCAGGUUCUACUAAGUUAGAUAGACUGUUUGUUUGAAAAAGGUAGAUAGGGGGAAAAUUCCAAGUGUUUGUUUGCACAAUUAGUUGCUUGUGGUCUGUGAAGUGUUUAUGACUGAUGUUGAAAAAUUUGUUAAAUCGCCUUCACAUGUAUUGUUGAAUAAAUGCA
Messenger RNA from Pangasianodon hypophthalmus (striped catfish), 3587 nucleotides. RefSeq names its product E3 ubiquitin/ISG15 ligase TRIM25-like. Gene Ontology annotation, molecular function: protein binding; zinc ion binding. The coding region runs from base 334 to 2028 and encodes 564 amino acids. The record is from RefSeq and is a predicted model, not a curated record. NCBI's taxonomy places the organism in Eukaryota, Metazoa, Chordata, Actinopteri, Siluriformes, Pangasiidae. The transcript is spliced from 6 exons.